Molecule: messenger RNA, 1949 nt
Organism: Microdochium trichocladiopsis
Lineage: Eukaryota; Fungi; Ascomycota; Sordariomycetes; Xylariales; Microdochiaceae
Exons: 3
Coding region: 131-1654 (507 amino acids)
Source: RefSeq, a predicted model, not a curated record
CCGGGGCGAGUCGCUCGUUGUGAGGGUCGAACAAGCUACAAGAACAGAAUAGGGGCCGACCCAUCCAAAAUUCUAUCUGGUGAAUGCGCAUCCACCAAGUCUUACACGACACACAAUCGCCUCUGUCGACAUGGCGUGCCGACUGGUUCGGGCGACUGUCAUCUUCGCCGCAUCAUGGACACUGUUGGUUGGAUUGGCACAGGCUGGCGCCAUUGCUGUCUGGAAUCCGGACGUGUAUGCGCCACAGGUGAUCAUGCAGGAUGAUGCCUCGGGGAUUAUAUUUUCCAGCAGAUGCAACAGCAACGGCUCGACGAUAUUCCCCAACGACGUAUCAAGUGCCCUAGACAUAGACAAGAGGCUGCUGCCCCGGAGGAAAUCGAGGCUCGCGGCUGUCGGAUGGUGGUCAGAGGACGGCGACCAAUGGGCUGCGAUUCAGCACCAGACCAAGGACAAUGCCAUCGUCCACAGUCUUUGGAUGUGUAACGCGGAUGGCCAAUUCGAUUCCAUGGGGCAGUGGAUUAUAUCUUACAUCACUCCUGGGGUACGGCCAAACACCGGCUUGGCAUCAGUCAUCCUCAGCAGAAACGCAGGCUUUCGCGUCUACUAUCAGGACAACAACAACUCGACAUGUGCUCUGAGCUAUAGCGCCAUACAGGGCGUGUGGAAGUACGACGGGGUUGUUUCUCACGACGGAGCUCAAGGGUCCGCCAUCAGCGCGGCAUGGACAACGCCAGAAGACAUCCACAUUGCCAGGCCAAGGGGUGAGCACGAAAUCGAAGUCGCACGGCUACACAACAACGUGACCUGGGAACUCAGCACCUUCCCAACGCCUCUCGAGAACGUUACUACUCUUUCGAACAGUUCUACACUUGUCAAAUCCUUGCCGUCUGACUCCACCAACUCGACAGAGUUCGCACUCAACACCACCGUUGAUGCUUCAUGGACUCUGGAGGCUUGGGACGGCAACACCACGUCGAUAUGGUACACGAUCGACAGUGCCAACAAGAGCAGCAUUUUCUAUAUCGGCACAGAUGCUCUGGUGCACCAGGUGGAACAAGUGGGAGAGAGCUGGCGAAUGGCUCCCGCACAGAACGCGUCUGUAUGGCCGCCCGCAGACAGCCGCAACAGCGAGCUCGGUGCGACGUACAGCAUACUUACGGGAGAGGCGUGGCUCUACUACAUGAGUGGUGGUCACAUGGUGGCCGCGUAUCGGUCAUCCAACAGCCAGUGGGAGGAUGCGAGGGUCUUGGGCAAGUCCAAUGUGACGACGGCCGAGCUGCAGUCGCAAGGCGGCUUGACGCUGCAGGCCAAGAUUGGCGUGGGCGUAGGCAUCGGCCUGGGCGUGUCGGCCAUCGCAGGAUUCUUGCUGUUCGUGGUCUUGCUGCGUCGCCGCCAGGCGCGAGUAGACGAGGAGAAGUGGCAGGCGUCCUCGGCCAAAGGCAGCUCUGAGGACGGCAGUGCCGAGUCUCCUUCAUCUGCGUGGGGCAGCAACUGGCCCAGGUCUUCCGAUGGCUCGCAAAGUCCAGUGUCAGUCUGGAUACCAGAGGCACACUCUCGGCCGGUUCACGAGCUCGAGGAACAGGUUCGCACGCAUGAGUUGGCGGACCAGGAACGCAUAUCCGUGGCCAUUCCGGAAAAAGCAGCACAACACUGAGGAGGGUGCUGGUUUUUAGGAUAACGUGGUCUCUGGUUCAAUGGAAGACAUAUGCCUCAUCUCGCAGGCACCUCUAUGUGAAAGUGUCGCGGCCAGGCCGGUUCGUCUGUCAAGAGCUGUGAGCUUUCUGGCUAUCGAUCGUGUUCCAACAAAAUGGUUGUGGCGGUAUUUUGAAGUGAAGAUGCAUGAAUGUCGACCUCGACGUAAAACUGCGAAUGCGAGACAGCUAGCCAAUGAUUUGAUGCUGAGGAGUGUCGAUGACGCAGCAUUUGGGACGCUGCGCCAGGAGCUGUUU